Molecule: messenger RNA, 498 nt
Organism: Blepharisma stoltei
Lineage: Eukaryota; Ciliophora; Heterotrichea; Heterotrichida; Blepharismidae
Source: the annotation of a GenBank genome assembly
AUGGAUAUAAGCUAUAUAACUCCAAGAAAAAAUCACUAUCUUUCUCCACUCUUUGAAGAAAAACUCAAAGCAAAAUCUGAAUUUAUUAGACAAAAAUUCAAAGAAAGAAAUAAAAAAUUAAGAGAAAAAAGUGAAAUUAUAGAGAAAAAACAUAAGGAAGAAAUAGCAAAAUGAUCUGCAUGGAGAUACAAUAAUAGCCCUUUUGCAGUCAAUCAUUUAGCGAAACUUGAGAUUUUUGAGCAUGGUGUACAGAUGGAAAAUAGGCUUAAAAGAUCGAGAAGAUGCAAAAGUCAAGCUGGGCUUAGUUCUUGCAAUCCAAAACCGAAAAUAUUAUUUAAUUUGCAAAAUAAAAUGAGAAUUUUGCAUCAAAGUAAGAAAAAUGCUGAAGAAAAAUUAUUAAAUUCUCCAAUUACCUACAGAAAUAAUAGUCCAGAUCUAAAAUUUGGUAAAAAACGAAUAAGAAUCCCUAGCCUUGGUGAUUAUUGAAAAAUUAUUUAA